CGGAUUUUCCUUGGAGCGUGCAUGUCUUGGUGUCCUUUGUUUUCCCUGUUCUGUGUAAUGGUCACAUGAUGAAAGAGUUGCUUCGUCUGGAUUUUAGUCAUUCCUUAUCAGUAUUUAGAUUGUAUUUCAGUUUGCCUUCCUGAAUCAGACUACUGUGUAUGUGCGUGUGUUUGUUCUCCAGUAUAGAAUGUGUGGCGUCUUACCAAAUAGUCAUGUCGAGUACGAAAGUUUGCAAGAUGAAACAGUACAAAUUAUUGAAGACGAAGUCCUCGUAAAAUGUUGGGGGUAUAAAUGUAACUGUGCCAAAACAUUCUUGUUUUAUAUUUCAUCGAUUUUACUUGUUGGAACGCCUUAUUUAGUGCUUCAUUGGUGGUCUCACUACGAGGCCUACCUAAAAUGUUCAAGGUGUUCAUUAUCAGACGCUGACCAUGUACUUCUUGAGUCUGAAGGGCAGAAAUAUUUUCAUGCAGUGGUUACAACUGAUGGCAUUUGUAAUGAUUAUGCCAUUGGUCAGUUACGAUAUUUUAUCCAUCAGGAACUGAAGUUUAUAUGGAGCAGUAGCUUAAACAGAUUCUAUCGACUGCAUGGACUGGAUGACCAGAGUCUAACGUUGUCUGAAAUUCUGGAUGGAAGCAAAGGCCACAAUUCUGAAGUACGACAACAGAUGUGUUUCCUGUAUGGUGAAAAUACCAUGUCAGUGAAAGUCAAGUCUUAUUGGUCAUUGUUUGUGAAUGAAGUUGUGAAUCCAUUUUAUAUUUUUCAAGUCUUCAGUAUUACUUUGUGGUCGUUAGAUAAUUAUUAUUAUUAUGCUGGGUGUGUCCUCCUGCUAUCAGCACUUUCUAUUGGAAUAUCUUUGUGGCAUACCAAACAGCAAAGCAUUUCACUGAGCAAACUUGCUGAGGAAUCCUGUUCAAAUAAAGUGACUCUACAAUGUGAAAAUGGAAAAUGUGUGGAGGUUGAUUCAAAAUAUUUGGUCCCAGGUGAUGUGAUCAUAAUUCCACAGCAUGGAUGCUUGAUGUCCUGUGAUGCCAUCUUGUUGAGUGGCAGUUGCAUUGUAAAUGAGAGCAUGCUUACUGGGGAAAGUGUGCCUGUGACAAAAACUCAGCCUUCGCAUUCAGAUGCUGUGUACAGUCUGCAAGAACACAAACGGCAUACUUUGUUCUCUGGCACUCGAGUUCUGCAGACACGGUUUUAUGCAAAUCAUCAGGUUUCUGCUCUUGUAGUUCGUACAGGAUUUUCUACUCUAAAAGGCGAAUUAAUCCGAUCCAUCAUGUUCCCUAAACCCAUAGGGUUUAAAUUUUAUCAAGAUUCUGUGAAGUUUAUAUUGGUUCUCUUCGCAAUUUCUCUUCUGGGAAUGGCCUUCUGUAUCUAUGUAUUCCUGAGGCAUAAAGCGACCUUGAAAGAGCUGAUAUUGCGGACAUUGGAUGUCAUCACGAUAGUAGUUCCACCAUCAUUACCAGCUGCCAUGACAUCAGGCACGGUUUAUUCACAAAAUCGUUUGAAGAAGCUGGGUGUGUUUUGUAUUUCACCUCCCAGAAUUAAUGUUUGUGGAAAGAUGAAAGUUAUAUGUUUUGACAAGACAGGAACCCUGACAGAAGAUGGUUUGGAUAUGUGGGGUGUUUUACCUUCGAAUGAUGCAAAAUUUGAAGUGGAACCAGUUCUUGAUAUUAAAAAGCUUCCUUACAAAUGCCACUUAGUAACAGCAAUGGCUACAUGCCACUCACUCACCCAUUUAGAAGGCAAUCUUGUUGGAGAUCCACUUGAUGUCAGCAUGUUUGAAGCAAUAAAUUGGGAACUAGAGGAACCAGCUUCUGAUACUGCACGUUUUGAUAAUCUUGCUCCCGCUGUAGUCAAACCCAGGAUCCUGUGCGGUGGGGAGGGAUCUUUCCUCAUGACACCUUUCAAUGAAUCUGAGAUUCCAUAUGAAGUUGGGAUUCUACGUCAGUUUCCUUUCACAUCUGCAGCUCAGUGCAUGUCAGUCAUCACUAGAGUUCUGGGCAGCAAGUUCAUGACAGUUUAUUGCAAAGGUGCCCCAGAAAAAAUUGUUAGCCUGUCCAGGAAAGAAACUGUGCCACGAGAUCUACACAGAAUACUUACAAAUUAUGCCUCUGGUGGCUUCAGAAUUAUAGCAUUGGCAUAUAGAGAUUUAGAUCCCAAGUUUUCAUGGUCCCAAGCACAACGAGCCAGAAGAGAAGUGAUGGAAUGUGAUCUUACAUUUCUUGGACUUCUGAUGCUGUGUAACAGCUUAAAGGCCGAGACACUGGGUGUCAUUCACCAUCUACAGACAGCUAAAUUACGGUGUGUUAUGGUUACAGGUGACAAUAUUCUUACAGCAGUCAGUGUGGCAAGAGACUGUGGCAUGGUACUACCAUUAGAAAAUGUUAUCCAGGUUGUAGUUACUCAAUCUGAAGAUGGUGAAUCUAUGUCAUUAAAGCUGAAGCCCAUUGGAGGAGGCUUGUACCCUGAAUCUCCAAGGAAUGAUUAUAGUAGUGAUGCUGUUAUUACCUUGGAUCUGGGUGCUAACUGGCAUUUCGCUGUUGAUGGACACUCUUGGAAAAUGAUCAAUGAUCAUUACCCCUAUCUUGUUCCACAAAUCGCAGCAAAGGGAACCAUAUUUGCACGCAUGUUACCUGAUCAAAAAGCUCAGUUGGUUGAAUCACUGCAGAACAUUGACUAUAUUGUGACAUUUUGUGGUGAUGGUGCAAAUGACUGUGCUAUAAUAUUGUUCAAGUGCAGGCAAAGAAAAAUUGGCCAUGAGGGGUCUCUCUUAUUGAGAUUUGAAGAACCAGUUAUUAUUGCCCUGAAGACAGCUGAUGUUGGUGUGUCAUUAUCUGAGGCAGAAGCUUCUGUAGCUGCACCAUUUACCUCAAAACAUGCUAAUAUUGAAUGUGUUCUGCAUCUUGCACGUGAAGGGCGAUGCGCUCUUGUUACUAGUUUUGGGUUAUUCAAAUACAUGGCACUUUAUAGUUUGAUCCAGUUUUUUUCAACUCUCAUACUGUAUAAUCGCAGUUCCAUAUUAGGAGAUAUGCAGUUCCUGUACAUAGAUUUAGUUAUCACAACAUCACUUACUCUAGUUAUGGGACUGACAGGUCCGUCGAAGAAAUUAGUCCCACAGAGGCCUACCGGGAGCUUAGUAUCACUUGCUAACAUAGUGCCAUUAACAAUUCAUGUUAUGUUAGUGGCAUUGAUGCAGAUAGCAAGUUUACUUUUUCUUACCCAACAAAACUGGUUUGUGCCCAUUGAUCCUGCAACACCGGGGGAGCAUAUUUUGUCUUGGGAAAAUACAACAGUAUUCUGUACAAGUUGUUUUCAGUAUUUAGUACUUGCAGCAUUAUUUUCAAAAGGCCGUCCACAUCGUACACCAUUUUACACAAACUGUCUGUUAACAACAUUACUCAUAACACUUGGCAGUUUUACUGCAUGGUUGUUAGUGUAUCCCUUAAAACCAGUGGCAGAGUUUUUUGAAGUGGAAUCACUUUCAGAUGUUGAAGGUCAGCAGAUGUAUAGAUUAUAUCUACUGGGAUUUUCUGCAGUUCACAUGAUCUUAGCAUUCCUUGUGGAGACCUGUGUGGCAGACAAGAAGUGGAUGAAGACAUUUCUUCAUUGCAUCACAAGAAAGCGUGAACCAAAAAGUAGAUAUAAGAAAGUAUGUCUUGAUAUGGCUACUAAUGAUACGUUGUUAAAUUAUGUUGAUUCAUAGAGACAGCUGAGUAGUGUGUAACUACUCAUAUCUUACAUUCAUGUUUUUUCUUUGUUGUCUUAUAAAAUCUCCAAAGUAUUUCAACCACAUAGAAACCAAAGAAUUUUGGUGUCAAAAAUGGAUUGUAUUCAAAUAUUAUUUUAUAAGAAAGAAUUAAUAUAAUAUAUAGUAUUACAUGAAUCUUUAAAUAUAAAUUUUAUGUUGAUCAAUCAGUGUGAAUCUUAUGUUAUAAGUAUUUUUAAUCUGAUUUUGUCAAUUCUUUAUCAUGAUCUGUAGCAAACAUAUUGUAGCUGUUGAAGUCAUUCAGUUGACCUAAGGAAAAAAUUUUAUUCCAUAGAAUGCUUAUUUUAACUGUGAUGAUUUUAUAACUGUGAUGAUUUUAUAACUGUUUGUUGAACAUUAUGCUCAGUCUUGUCAAGACAGGGCUUGAAAAAUCAGACGUUAGCUGCUUAACAAGUGCUGCCAUAAUAUUUAGAGAGAAAAUUAUAUUCAAUUUUGCUGAAACAGGUUAUGUGUUACCUGUGGGUUGUGUAUUUACAUCUUUAAAGGCAUUAUGUUGUAGCUACACAGUGUUCCUGACAUUCAGUAUUUUCUGUAUAGUCAGUUUUAGUGUGAUGAUAUUUUGUUUCUUUUUAAAUUAUGGCUGUGUGUAAUUAUCAGUAUUUACAGAAAAAGCUAUUUUUAAUGAUAUGAAAAGUUGCUACUAAACUAAAUACUUUUUGUGAUUUUAGGGAAUCAUUCCAAUGUGAGAUUUUUAAUUUUUGCAUGUGUCAGUUUAAAAUUCUCUUGACUUAUUUUCAUGCUAAAAUAUGUUAGUACUUUUGGGUUCUAUUGCUGUAUACUUUUAUAAAUACUUUAAUCAGUUGCUGGAGAAAAUUUUGUGGUUAUUUUAUGUUUAUUAUCUAUCAUUUUUAAAUGCAUAUUUUAAUUUUCUCUAGCAAUGUGGUAAUUCAUAACAGAAAUAAGAAGACCACAUGAUAUGCAAGAAAUAGUGUGUUUGUGGAAACUACUGAAACUAUAAAAACUAUUUUCUUAUCAUUUUUAGAUCUGUAUGUAUCUGAAUUUCAGACACCUGCACCAUCCAGUGUUAUAUUUUUAUUCUGCUCCUGCUCUAUUUCAUUCUGUUUUCUGCAUUCUUGUGUUCAAUUUUAAUAUGUCUUUUUGGUCUUACUGAGUCUUCCUCUGUGCUUUAUAUCAAGAACUUGUUGGUUAGUCCCAUUUUCUUCUGAUGAUUGAAUGCUUGCAGCUGUCAACGUUGGUUAUCUGUUUAACCUUAUCUGAAUCUCUUAUACUAUAUUCCUUGACAAUCUAGAAAUGUAUACAUCUUGUGUUCCUUAAUGCCAUUGUCUUUUUUCAUGAUGUUGUCAGUAUACAACAGUAUUACCAACUGACUCUUACAUUUUGUCGUUUCUGUUCUUCAUAUCGUUUACUGUAAUGUUUGGUAAGUGCAAUGAAAUUAUGUGAUGAUAGAAUGCAAGUGUAAUAUUGUCUAAUUGCUAAAACAUAAAUACCAUUCUAUGUUUUUUUCAUUCAGCUAAGUAUUUUCAAUAACUUCAUCUAGAUAAAUAAUAAUGCAUCACCAUCUUGCCAUUUUUGAAUAAGCCAUUUGUUGCUCAUGCAUUUCAACUUCUGAAUCAUUCCUACACAACUCUUGAUCAGAAAGAGAUUGGCUUGAUUAACCCAAAUUUUUGCUGAGUCAUGCUGACUGUUGGAAGUUCUAACUUCUAACAUUGAUCAUGUCUUGGUUUUUAAAGUUUUCUCUUUUCCAUUGAAUUUUUUAGCGAUGCUUUAUAGUCACCACUAGGCUUAAUAGAAGCAUAAUGUGUUAUGUUCAGAGUCCUAGUAAGGCCAUAUGUAGCUCCUUCAUACAUGUAUAAUUUUUUGUCCAUUUUUGUGUAUGAAAUAUUCACAGUGUGAUUUGAAUUGUUUGCAGUAAGGGAAGAUUAAAUGGCAGGCAUAAGGGAAAAAAAUUAACAACUAAGUGUUUGGAUAUGACAAUCAUUGUAGUCUAUGGGUCUACUUCUUUUCCUGAUAGUAUGUUGUUAUUCUUCCUGUUAUUGCUGGAAUUGUUUCACUCUCCUUUGAUACAUAUUCCAACUAUGUGCUCAGUUUUUCUUUCUGUAUGUGGACUGAAUGUUUGCUCAACAUACUGAUCUUUCUUAUAUAUCUAAGGAAAUCACACUUUCCUGGAGACAUAAGAGUCUCAACUUUAUCUUUGCUAAACAUAGCAGCUGAAGCAAUAAAUUAAAAUUUGCGCCUCAGCUGGGACAUUAGCUGUGUGACUACCACAGCUGCACGGACUACCUAAGUCCAAUGCCUUCCCUAACAUAAAUGUCAGCCCUUCCUUUUCAAAUGGAUGAGGAAAAAGGUUUUGAGAAAUUUUUAAACUUGUCUUUCAAAUACUUAGAAGAAGGAAUUCAAAAUUUAGUGACUCAUAAGAUUUUACACAAGGAAAAAUUGUGUUUUUAUUUGUUCUUAUUCUUCUAGAAGCAUACUGUUUACAUAUACACACUUUAAUCAUCCAUGCUGCCCACUGUAUCAGGCUUUAGCUAAUUGUCAAACAGGUGGGCUAUGUGACCUCCUCUGCCCCCCUCCCCCCUACCCAUUAACUGUUCUAACAAUAUUGUGAUAAAUGUUAUAUUUAUGUAGCAUGUUGUAACUCGUAACUAUGGAUAUUUUCUAGGUGUGUCAAGUUGUUGGUAUUAUAAGUUCAUUCAAAUUUUGUAUAUAUGUGCAAGUUUGAGAGGAUCAUCUAGAAUAAGCUUAUGCAAUGUAAAUGAUGGCUUCUGAGUGGCUUACACCAGUCUUCACUGUGGGAAUCUCUGGUUUUUCUAAUAGAUACAAUGCCUGUGAAAUGUCUUAUGAAUAGGUAAUUUACAAAGUCAUCCUUCUGUUAUGUAACGUCAUGGUUUGUCAAAAAAGUGAUUAUCAUCCUAUGAUUUCAUGAUGGCUAAGUUAAAGGAAGUUUUUUCUGGCAACAUUUCAUUUCUUCUAAACUUCUUAUCACAUCAUUUAACAAAAGUGUAACGAAGCAGCCCUCCCAAAGGUAAUCAUUAAAAAUGCAAUGGCAAAACAUUGCUCAAGGACUUUAAUUGAAAUUAAAUUGACAGAACCAACUGUUAGUAAUAUUGUUAAGAAUAUAAGUUAAAAAACAUUGAAUGCAAGAGAAAAUCCUUAUAAUUCAAUUUGUAAAUCAUUUUCAGUAAUGAAGGAGUGCAAUAGAUUGACUGGCAGCAUUGUCAUUAUGAUUCCAGUUUGUUAAAUUAUCUGAAGCAUGGGACUGUUUGUUCUUGAUUAUUUUUGACCUCUCAGUAAAGUGAACAUUUCCUUAUUGAGGCCUUAUCCUGUCUUUUCUAAUAUUUAUGUUUUGUGCAUUCAGAUAAAAAUUAAGGCUUAAAUAUCCAGUUACUUCGACAUUCAAUGUUUGCUCUAAGCAUAACAAGUUAUAUUCCACUGCUGCCACUUAUCAGGUAUGUAAGGACACUCAAAAAUUAGAAAAAAUUCUAGAUAUAAUCAUUGUUGUAUGCUAAUUUGGUUCUUUUGUUGCCCAAAAAUCUCUCAUAAUCUAUAAAUUCUCAAAGUAAGUUUUUUGUGCAAGAAAAUUUGAAGUGUAAUUUACUAGGAAAACAGAUCAGUGAAUUUAUGUUAAUGAAAAUUUUGAAGAAAGGAAAUAGCAAACAUUUAAUAAUUUAACUUUCUCUGAGAAUAUUGAGACAUUACUCUUGGAUUUUAAGUUCUUACCUAUCUCCCCUUUUCCCUUCCUCUUUACUGCAUUUUCUGCUUUAAGGAGUAUUGUGGUUUGUAGUUUCAUCAAAAUAAUGUCGAUGUUGUUGCUAGUCUUUAUGAUGGAACUAUUACCCACCUAGCACCUGUUUCACUGUUUUUGUUUUUCUCUAAAAAAAAAAAAUCCCCCCAAUAAAUAUUUCUUCCAAUCAAAUGUGAUAUAGAAACAGUAAAUUAGACAGCAGAUUUACUUCUGAUAUUCCUAAGUAUCUCUCAAAAAAGUAAAAACAUUGUAAAUAUUUUUAAUGAUUAUUAUUUUUAUUAUUAAAUUUCACUAAAAUAUCAAGAAUCUCUGAGUAACUGUAAGUUGCCAGUUUUGCAACAUCCAUUGUGCCUCACUAUUUACGAGCCUGUUUCCUCUGCAAAUCAUUGCAGAGUUUACUGUAGACGAUGUCCAGUAAAUAUUAAGACUGACCUUUGCUGUAUCACAUUUUGAUAUGUAGUUACUCUAUGUUGCUGUAUUUAAUGGACUAUAGCAGUUUUAAUAUCAGCACAGAGGUAACAAGGAGGGACUUCAACAAAUUUGCUCUCACUUUAAUGGCAUCUUGAUGCAUGUGUGUUCCAUAACUGUUAUGUGUAUUAUAAGUAAAUGAUUUUGAUCAUAUGAAUUACAGUGAAACAUCCAUGACA
Molecule: messenger RNA, 8113 nt
Organism: Schistocerca cancellata (South American locust)
Lineage: Eukaryota; Metazoa; Arthropoda; Insecta; Orthoptera; Acrididae
Product: polyamine-transporting ATPase 13A3-like
Exons: 22
Coding region: 188-3700 (1170 amino acids)
Biological process (GO): polyamine transmembrane transport; intracellular calcium ion homeostasis
Cellular component (GO): membrane
Molecular function (GO): P-type transmembrane transporter activity; ATP binding; ATP hydrolysis activity
Source: RefSeq, a predicted model, not a curated record